GAUCCCUCUAGAACCUUCAAUCUCUCCUCCUCUUUAAACAACCCUAAAAGGCUUCACGUCUCGCCGUCGCCUCCACCGUUUCUGUAUCUGAGAAAAUGUCGUCGAGAAUAAUGAUCCGAUCAUGUAAUUCAUCUCUCCGAACACUCAUCCACCGACAUCUCAGCCCCACCGUAGCUUCAACGACUGCACAAACAGAAACUUCGCCGAGUAUUUACAACUUCCACUAUCUUCUCCCUAACACCACUGUUCCUCGAACAGUGAAUUUGGACGAUAGAUUUAGUAUUGAUACCGUCGGAUACUCGACGUCGAUGGAGGAUGCUCGUGGACGUCUGUCCAAGGAGGUUGACUACGUACAGACGUUCUACGAGAAAGAGAUUGAGGACGAUAGUGACAUGGAUGAAUCGGUUUACGAAGAUUCCAAUGACGACGACGAUGAUGAUGAUGAUGACGACUAUGAGGACGAUGAUGAUGAGGACGCUACUCGAUCUGGUAGUGAGAUGAAGCCACUGGUAUCUAUGGUUACGGGCAAGCUUUUCUACGACAACAUGUUUCUACAAGUAAUUUCUCGUUGAUGACUAUCAUUGGCAGACCCAUCCGUGAGUAAAGGUAUCCGAUUUUGUAGUGUCGAUGUGUGGAACCAUCCAUGAGUAAAGAUGUCCUAUUUUGUAGCGUUAUAUGAUUCAAAUAUACAAGGCACAAACUUGUGAUGCAGUUUCAAUUGAUAAUCAAUCAAGAUUGACACAUUUUUUUGUGGAAGGAACAACACUUCAUUCGACAUUCAUGUCAAAGCAUUUUGAUAUUUUUAACUCAAAAUGAUAGAAAAUUAUGUGGUUAAUCUCGAAAAGUGUUAAGAUUUACUCGUUCGCAGAUAAUUUUCUAAAUCCGUUACCAAAUGGUAGAUUUAUGCUAUUCAUUUAAAUAAAUGUGAAGGAAAUUUUAUAAACCAUAAUCGUCGUUCAGGAUUGAAGUAACUUAAAACAUUUUCGACAAAAUUUUUAAAAACGAAGAUUUUGGAGAUUUUCAUUUCACCAAAUUUCUUAAAAUGGAAAAUGUAGGAGAGGGAUGAUGAUAGUCUUUAAAUUUAGAGAUUUCUUUAAAAAUGAUAAAUGAUUUUU
Molecule: messenger RNA, 1115 nt
Organism: Cynara cardunculus var. scolymus (artichoke)
Lineage: Eukaryota; Viridiplantae; Streptophyta; Magnoliopsida; Asterales; Asteraceae
Product: calsequestrin-1-like
Exons: 2
Coding region: 96-572 (158 amino acids)
Source: RefSeq, a predicted model, not a curated record